Messenger RNA from Myzus persicae (green peach aphid), 479 nucleotides. It is a transcript of the gene mRpS21, whose product is annotated as 28S ribosomal protein S21, mitochondrial. Gene Ontology annotation, cellular component: ribosome. Gene Ontology annotation, molecular function: structural constituent of ribosome. Gene Ontology annotation, biological process: translation. The record is from RefSeq and is a predicted model, not a curated record. The coding region runs from base 72 to 335 and encodes 87 amino acids. The transcript is spliced from 2 exons. NCBI's taxonomy places the organism in Eukaryota, Metazoa, Arthropoda, Insecta, Hemiptera, Aphididae.
AAAAAUUAGAAUUCGGAAUUACAAUUUACAAUUGAUUAUCGAGGCAUCAAUGUUAAUUGUUCACAUUAGCUAUGAAACAUUUAAAAUUCAUUUCAAGGACUGUAUUGGUGCGGAAUGAAAAUGUGGACGAAGCCUGCCGUGUUUUGAACCGAAUAAUGGGUUCUGAAGGUUUCUUGGAUCAGUACAGAAGAACAAUGUUUUAUGAAAAACCAACUCAAAUGAGAAGGAGGAUUAAUUACGAGAAAUGUAAAGCCAUAUACGAUGAAGACAUGAAGCGCAAGAUUAAUUUUGUUCUACGCAAAAACCGACCAGAGCCUUUUCCUGGAUGUUAUUAGUUAAGUUUAGUAGAAAUAUUUAUUUUUACAUGUCUUAUCAUACAAUAUUGUUAGCAUAAACCUUGUAAUAUUAUACACUUUUAUAAUUAUAAUAUCCUGUAUAUUUGGAAUUCAAUAUAGCCUACUUAUAGGUAUUCAUUUUGA